UCUGCCCUGCUCAGCUUCACCGAGGACGACACAACACUGGGCUCCUCUGUUCCCGAGAGAGAGAGAGAGGGAGAAAAACUGACCAGGAUGGCCAGGAUGAUGUGCGGCCGCGCCGGCGAGCCGGCGGUGCGCAAGGGUCCGUGGACGCUGGAGGAGGACCUCAUCCUCGUCGGAUACAUCUCCCACCACGGGGAAGGCUCCUGGGACAACCUCGCACGCUCUGCUGGUCUGAACCGGAACGGGAAGAGCUGCAGGCUGCGGUGGCUCAACUACCUCAGGCCGGGGCUGCGGCGCGGCAGCAUCUCGCCGGAGGAGGACAUGGUCAUCCGGGAGCUCCACUCGAGGCUGGGGAACAAGUGGGCCGAGAUCGCCAAGCACCUCCCCGGCCGGACCGACAACGAGGUCAAGAACUACUGGAGGACCAAGGUACACAAGAAGGCGCCCGGGCACCAGAAGCAGCUUCCAGCCACGAGCGAGGCGACAUCGUCCGUGUCGGCGUCGACGAGCCACGCCAGCUCCACCGUCGGCGACGAGUACACGCAGACGAGCUUCCCUUACCCCGACCUGAGCUGGGUCGCCGCCGACCACCACGAAACGGUCGAUGUGGGCGCGUCGGCGACGCGCUUCUUCCCGUCUGAGUUCGGCGGUAACUUUUGGAACGUCCAAGACAAUUUUUGGGAGACUCUCCCGCUUUCAGACCCAGUGUACGAAGCACUCUAGACUCGUCCUCUUUAUUCUGCACUUCGCUUGGAUGCAUGCUACUAGUACUACUACGUUUAUUUGACGUAGAAACGGCACUACGCGGACUUGAUCAAUUAUGCAUGGUGGCAGUAGGGUAUUUACAAGAAGUUGUGCUGUAAACUGGUCGAUGAACCACGGUUUGUUCCGAUGAGUGAGCAGGUGCACGUGCUAGCAAAUGCAUGUGCACUUUUAAUUUCGGACAAGCACGAUCAGCGGUUUGUAACGUGCUCUCAAGCCAGAAAUUUGGCGACUUCCUCGUCGCACCCUCGUG
Molecule: messenger RNA, 1012 nt
Organism: Triticum dicoccoides
Lineage: Eukaryota; Viridiplantae; Streptophyta; Magnoliopsida; Poales; Poaceae
Product: myb-related protein 340-like
Exons: 2
Coding region: 88-720 (210 amino acids)
Biological process (GO): regulation of DNA-templated transcription
Cellular component (GO): nucleus
Molecular function (GO): DNA-binding transcription factor activity; sequence-specific DNA binding
Source: RefSeq, a predicted model, not a curated record